UUACGUUGCACUGGAUCCGUUCUCCACUGGGCAGAGACAGGGGCACCUCCGAUUGCGGAUAUUCCUUCCUUCUCUGUCUCGUCUUCUCCCUCCUUCUACACCUCGUACCUUCUUUCCAUCUGAAUCGGCCAUGGCUUAGUUUCCAGUCCACCACGCUCACAGGAGACACACACACACACACACAGAGGGAGAGAGAGAGAGUGAUGAUGCUGAUGAAGGCAGCGGGCGUCGCCAAGGCGCUAUCAUUCUCUAUAAAUAGCGGGAGAUGUUCAUGGGGUCUUUCCUCUGCCUCGUCCUCUUCUUCUUCCUCGUUAUCUGCUAUAAAUAGCAGCGGUACCUGUCGCCUCGUCCUCCUCCCGAGGAGCGGCUUUUGUUGCUUCUCCACUCGUAGGGGCGACGCUGCCACUAGGCAACCCCGGCUUUUAUCCUCUCCACGUGGCGGCUAUUGCCUGCGGGCUCAGCGGCCGCCCAUCCCGAGAUUCGCAUCCGCCAUGUCUGCGCGGGACAAGAAGGACGAUGAGGAUCGGCAGAUUCAGGGGGGUAGUUCUCGGUUGCUCACUCUCCCUACAAUCCUCACUCUCGGCCGGGUUGCUGCGGUGCCGCUCCUCGUUGCAGCAUUUUAUCUUGAUCGUUGGUGGGCAAGCACAGCAACAACUGGCAUCUUUCUUGCAGCAGCAGCCACAGAUUGGCUUGAUGGUUAUCUUGCCAGAAAAAUGAAGCUGGGCACUGCUUUUGGUGCAUUUUUGGAUCCUGUUGCUGACAAGCUUAUGGUGGCCACAACAUUGGUGUUGUUAUGCUCCAGGCCUCUGGAGGUUGCAUUAUUUGGACAUGUGCCAUGGUUGCUAACAGUACCUUCAAUUAUCAUAAUUGGCAGAGAGAUUGCCAUGUCAGCAGUAAGGGAAUGGGCAGCUUCCCAAGAUACGAGUGUGGUUGAGGCUGUUGCGGUCAGUAGUUUGGGGAAAUGGAAAACUGCAACUCAGAUGACUGCACUCACCAUCCUCCUGGCGGCGAGAGAUAGCAGUCAGGGUGGUCCAAAUGGAUUAGCUACUUGUGGAGUUGCUCUGUUAUAUGUGUCAUCCGGCCUCACCCUAUUAUCCUUGGUCGCGUAUAUGAAGGGUAUCUGGAGAAUACUUCUGAAGUAAUUGAACUUGCUUUUGAGAGAACUGCAUCAUCAGAUUCCCUUCAAGAAAACCAUGGGCAGGAUUAUUUUUUGUUGCACCAAAUAUGAGAUGAGAUAAUGGGUUAUUAGAGAGAUUCUAUUUCUCAACCUUCCGCAGUUUGAUAUUUAUCUUCUGUAGCAAUAUUGCUGAAUCUGAUUUGAUCAUUCAUUAUCCUGUAUAAGCUUUUGUCUAAAGGAUUUGUAUUUAUUUGCUAUAAAGAAGAGCGACGUGUAAAACUUUGGGGAAAGAAAUCUUACUGAAUAGAGAAUAAUGUCAUGUUAUUGCAGUUAAUGAAGUUUAAAGAUUUGAAGCUCCGCAA
Molecule: messenger RNA, 1479 nt
Organism: Nymphaea colorata (pocket water lily)
Lineage: Eukaryota; Viridiplantae; Streptophyta; Magnoliopsida; Nymphaeales; Nymphaeaceae
Product: CDP-diacylglycerol--glycerol-3-phosphate 3-phosphatidyltransferase 2-like
Exons: 7
Coding region: 204-1142 (312 amino acids)
Biological process (GO): glycerophospholipid biosynthetic process
Cellular component (GO): chloroplast envelope; membrane
Molecular function (GO): CDP-diacylglycerol-glycerol-3-phosphate 3-phosphatidyltransferase activity
Source: RefSeq, a predicted model, not a curated record